AUGCCGACCUCGACAGGCGUGAGCAGUGUCGACGUGAGCUGGAUGCAUUUCCCCCACCGAGAAUCCCCCGCACACAACCGCCUCCCCCAGCCUCACGCACACCACCGCCGCCGCGCCCCUCCCCCCACGCCCUCCCGCCGCGGCUCCUGGCUCAGCAGCAUCUCCAGCAAGUUCUCCUCCAGCGCCUCCUCCACCUCUGCCUCCGACCCCACCGCCACCACAACCUCGCCACCCGGCAACCCCCCACCACCCGGCUUCCUCAUCAGCACGCUCCGCAAACUCUCCACGCCCGGCCGCAGCGCCCGCGCCGGCGUCUUCGCAAGCGAGCGCGUGGUCCUCAACCGCGACCCCACGCGCGAGCGAUGCAAGAUCACAGAGCUGGACGGCGGCAAGCUGCGCAAGGUGGCGUUCUGUGUCGAUGUUGAGGUGGCCCCCAUCUUUGAGGACAGCAAGGACAAGGACAAGGACAAAUCGCGCAGCGAGAAGAAGCGCCGAAAGGCCGAGCGCACUGCAGCAGCAGCGGCGACAACAGCAGAGACAGUAGAGACGGCGGAGGAGCGCGCGGCGCGGAAGGAGCGCAAGAAGGAGCGGCGUACGGCGGCGGCGGCAGCAGCAGCAGCAGCGGGGGAGACACCGCUGCUGCAGAUGGACCAAGCGGAGACCCCGCCGGCGCCGGUGCCGCCGCGGAGGGUCAUCCAUGCGGCGCCCACGACGGACCCUGCCAGGAUCUACAGGCAGGUGUGUCAGCUACGGGAGACGACGAUGGUGCCGCGGGUGGUUGAGCAGCUGGUGGCCCCGGUGCUGCAGGUGCUGGAUCUAAGUGGGCACAAGUUUGGGCUGGCGGAUGCGGUGGCGCUAGCGGACUUUCUGGCGCUGGUGCCUGUCAAGAACUUGUUGAUGGAGGGGUGCGCACUGACGGACGAGAUGGUGCGUGUGGUGUUGUGCGGGCUUGCUGUAGUGCGGCCGCUGACGGUCUCCCCUGGCGGCGGGGGCGGGACGAAGAGGGAGGAGGGGGCGGGGAGGGGCGUGAUUGAGCGGUUGAGCUUUAAGGAUAAUCCGAAGAUUGGGAGGGAUGGGUGGCGCCAUAUCAGUUUAUUCAUCCACAUGUCGCGCAGCUUGAAGGCAGUGGAUUUGUCGCAGAUCACGCUGCCGAGGCCACCAGCGGUGCAUGCGCCGUCGCAUCCGGGCCAUCCGGGGCAUAUGCAUAGGGCGAAGAAGGAGAGGACUUUGCCGCCGAAUGAUACAACGGCGCUGUUUGCGCGUGCGCUGGGCGAGAGGCUGGUGGGCGUGGGACUGGAGGAGGUUGCGCUGGGAAGGUGCGGGCUCAGUACGGAGCAGCUGGCAUGUGUGAUGGCAGGGAUUGUGAAGGCGGGCACGAAGAGACUGGGACUGGAGGGGAAUGAUAUUGGAGAUGACGGGCUGGCAAUGAUUGCAAAGUGGAUCAAGGGCGGGCCAGAGGGUGAAUCGGUGUGCGAGGCGCUGGAUCUGUCGAAUAACAGCAUACAUGAUCAUGUCGAUAUGAUUUCCGCUUCUCUCACAGACACCUCACCGCUCAUCGCAUUGAGCCUGUCCAACUGCAGCCUUUCAGCAGCAAGCCUUGCCAGUCUUCUGCCCGCACUCACAGCGCUCCCGCGAUUCCGCCUCCUCGACCUCUCCAACAACCCGCUCCUUUUCAGCACGCAGCCCGACGCCCUCACGCUUCUCCGCAAAUACCUCCCCCGCCUGCACAGCCUGCGCAAGCUGCAGCUCGGCAACACCGCCAUGACGCCUGACCACGCAAUCGCGCUCAGCGAGAUCCUGCCCGACAUCCCCAUGCUUGCGCACUUUGAUAUUACUGGCAACACGCUUCUGCUGCCCGAGGAAGGCGGCAGCCUUGAAGAGGGUGCAGCGCUCUUCACCGCCCUCGUCGCCGCCGUAAAGGUCUCAAAGACAAUCGUGCGCGUCGACACCGACGACCCCUCCGGCGACGUCAUCAAGGCCCUCGCCCGCCGCGUCCUGGCCUACUGCCUACGCAACAUGGAAGCCGGCGCCUGUGACGACUGGACCAUCGAUAUGCCCUCCUCGUCGCCGACCGCCACCACCGCCGCCGACGAGGACCCCGAUGCAGACGUCGACGAUGACGAGGAUGACGGCGAGGACGAGAACUACGUCGUCGGCGGCACAGGUGUCGUCAAGGCGCUCGGCGUCUGCCUUGGAAAUACCACGGCGCUCUCCUCCGGCGAGGGUGCCCACGAGAUGGCGCGCACGCUACUGACCCGCGCGCGGAAGAUCAAGUCCCGCAUCCAGCCCGCACUGCGGAAGGCCGUCCAUGGCGAACUGGAGGAGGCGCAGCACCGACGACUGAUCUUCCUCGACGAGACGCUGUAUAAGGUGAUACUGCGCUUUGAACAGGAGUAUCCGGAGUGCCGGCUGCCCACCACCCCCGUCCCCACCACCCCACGGCUGGGCCACUUCAUUAAGAAGGAGGUUGUGCUGCGGCCGCAGACGCCGGAUAUCGAGAGGAUUAGGAGAGUGGUGGAGGAUAUGGCGGGCGAGGAGAUUCGGAGGAAGGUGCAGGAGGGGGGCGGGGUUGAGAAGGUGAUGGAGAGGAUUGGGGAGGGGGGCGUCGCGGAGUGGGAGGUGGUCGGGAGGGGGGGGAGUAGGGGGAGUAGUAAGGGGAGUAGUAGGCAGGGAAGUAGGCAAGGAAGCAGGCAGGGGAGUAGGGAUACUAGUAGGACGAGGUGA
Molecule: messenger RNA, 2724 nt
Organism: Morchella importuna
Lineage: Eukaryota; Fungi; Ascomycota; Pezizomycetes; Pezizales; Morchellaceae
Exons: 5
Coding region: 1-2724 (907 amino acids)
Source: RefSeq, a predicted model, not a curated record